UUGAGGAUGUGGUGUUCCACCAGGAACGGCCACAAGAGCAUAGACCAGGAUCUGAUAGCAGUGCCGUGGCUGCGGCGCUGCGAGAAGGAAUGGAGCUCCUUCUUGGACAACUGCAGCAGCAGCCUCAUACCCGUAAACGACAAUGCGAGGACUCGGUGUCUGAUGUACCACGCUCACCAACCAACAAACGGAGACGGGUGAAUGAUACACUGAUUGAGCCGGAUGAGCGUUCUGAUCUUUCGUCGAGUCUACCUCCCCCAGCCGUCCUAGAGGCUGUGAUCGAUGCAUACUUCGCCCUUGUACAGCCGUGGAUCCCAAUAUUUCACGAAAAGAGAUUCAGGCGGCGGCUGAGGAGCCCGGACAAGUCUCGCCUGGAAGUUGUGCUGCAUGCGAUGGUCGUUGCGAUGCUGAAGCACGCGGACCAAUCUGUGCUUCCGGCGGACCUGGAUGAUAUCGAAGCCGUGUGUGAACGAUCCCGGAAGAUUGUUGUCCUGACCGCAAUGGACGAUCUCUACGUGGAGAACUUGCAGGCCUUGAUUAUAUUAUGUUUUGAGGAUAUUGGAUCCGGGAGGGUCUCUCGAGCGUGGCCGAUUGUAGGUUCCUUGACGAGGACAGUCGAGUACCUCCAGCUGAGCGUCGAGUCGGAGAACCACGACACUGGACGAGUGUUGCAGCCUCGGCCUUCCCUCCCGGUGGCUGCAGACUGGGUGGAGGAGGAAGAACGACGGCGCGUCUUCUGGACUGUUUUCAACUUGGACAGAUGGAACACCAGCCUCACCUCCAACGACGUCCACCGCCGCCUCCCCGCCGACGGCGGCCUCUGGCACAACGAGGAACCCGUCACAACACCCUUCUUCGGCAUCUGGGACCGCUCCGCCGGCAAGAUCGGCACUCUCAUCGCUUUCCUACCUACCGACAAGCCAUCCCCCACCGCGCAGGUCGACAUGUCAACCGUCGGCGCCUUCGCCUACCGCGUCGAAGCCACCGAGUCGCUAAGCCGCGUAACGACCUUUUUUCUCCAACAGCGGAUCAACCACCGCGACCGCCAGGAGAUGGGAAGCUGGCUCAUGCGGUUCAAGGAGCUGGAUCUCCGUCUGGUCAGCUGGAAGAUGUUUCUCCCGCAGAAAUGGAAGGACACGAAUAUCUCGCGGCAGCCGACGGUCGUGACGAUGGAUCCGAACCUGACGCUGGCGCAUAUCACGCACAACACGUCGAUGAUUCUGCUGCAUCAGCGGAUUGCGUAUCCGCCGCCGGAGUGGUUGGAGGUGGUGAAGUUGCCGACCCUGUCUAGCGCGGAGACGUGCGAGGCGGCGGCGGCCGAGACGGCCAAUAUCACGGAGAAGUACCUGGGAAAUUGUCCGCGGGAGGGAGUUGUGGAUAGCCAGUUUGCUUUUUGUGUGUUUGUCAGUGCAAGGCGGACCCCUGGAAUAGUGCACUGGCGAUACUAUGGUACGCCCUUAUCGCCAGAUUACUGGACACUCAUGAAAUGCCUCGAUGCCAUGGCAACACGCUGGUCAGGCCUUGUACAGGCGAGCCGCCAGAACUCAGCAGCCAGGUACUUUGGCCAGCUGAAUGCCAUCCACCGGGCGUGUCAAAGUGACGAAAAUUUUAAGCUGGACGUCCUGGGCUACUCCAACGAGAUAGAAUGGACGGGAGAUUGCCAGCAAACACCACCGGCAGCAGUACCAGCACCUGAAAGCACAACCGGAUUGUCACAGGUUGCCUUUCAUCCAGAUCUAGCACCAAUGCUGCAGUCUAGUCCGGCGAGAAUGAGCUACAACACAGGCAGCCCGGACGAAUUGACGAAAGUGACCUCCAUGCUGCUAGACCAGCAGUACUCGGAGAUGGACCGGAUCAUCAGUUUAAACAAUGCGUAUUUCGCAUCAGAUGUAGCCUAUGGUACUUGA
Molecule: messenger RNA, 1907 nt
Organism: Aspergillus novofumigatus IBT 16806
Lineage: Eukaryota; Fungi; Ascomycota; Eurotiomycetes; Eurotiales; Aspergillaceae
Product: fungal specific transcription factor domain-containing protein
Exons: 4
Coding region: 90-1907 (605 amino acids)
Biological process (GO): DNA-templated transcription
Cellular component (GO): nucleus
Molecular function (GO): DNA binding; zinc ion binding
Source: RefSeq, a predicted model, not a curated record